Molecule: messenger RNA, 2268 nt
Organism: Penicillium bovifimosum
Lineage: Eukaryota; Fungi; Ascomycota; Eurotiomycetes; Eurotiales; Aspergillaceae
Exons: 4
Coding region: 1-2268 (755 amino acids)
Source: RefSeq, a predicted model, not a curated record
AUGGCGCGACGGUACGAGAUCGACGAGCUGUUAUGGCUCCGCGACUCGCCCCUCGUCGCUAAGCCUCCCGGACUGCCACCGCUUGAAGAAUGGAUGCCUCAACCCGACCCAACCACCACACAACGCAAAACCCAUACUACCCGUGAUACGAAUAAUCCAUCUGAGACCAAUACGAACAGAAGGCCGAGCUUUUUUGAACCCAAACAUAUCUCCCGGAAUUCUAACUCAGAAGACAUUGUGCUAGGUCCGCCAAAAACAGCAUUUGCUUCAUCUCGAAUCGGCGGAAAAGGCUCAUUCGAUCUGACGGACCGACCAGCUCGCACAAACGAUUCGGAUGACGCGAAGAACGACCGAUUCAAUUUCAGGGAUAAAUUUUUCAAGGACCGCGAUGCUCAGGACAAUGAAUCAGAGCGACGUGAUGCCAAGCCAGGUCCACUGGCUAGCCGCCGGGGUGAGAGAGAAGAUUGGAGUGCCGGGCGCCCGCGUCGCACAUUCGGCCCUGAAGAGCAGGAGCGCAAGCCUCGACGCAAUGGGGAAUUUGAUAGAUGGGAAAACAAAGAAGGUCCCCGUGACCCCAAUGCUGAUCGAGCUAUUCGUGAUAAAGAUGGCCGAUUUCCCAUCCGGAAAGAAGGGCAGCCCCCGCGAUCUAAAUACGAAGGAAGUUGGUUCCGCGAUGAACAUGCCGCUCGUGAGGGGGCUGAGGCUGAUGAGGAUAAGCCACCUCUGCGCAACCGAGAAUGGCGCCAGAAUCAAACCCGAAGCGGCCCCGAGCGUGAAUGGAAUCGAGGUGCCAAAUUUGAACAAGAACCCGAAUGGUUGGAUGCCAAUGAGCGAGACGAACCCCGACGAGCACACACCCAGGAAGAUUUCCAGCGUUGGAAGGAGCGCAUGAAGGCUGGAUCCGGAUCGUCCGCGCAAGCCCCAGCGCAUGCCGAGGAGAAGAAAGAGGCGCCAGCUGAAGCGCCAAAGCCGGAGGUUCGCCGUACUGACGGCGAGAUCUUUAGCAACUCUGCUGCGCAGUUCAUAUCGGACAAUUCAAUGGAACGCUUCUUCGGUCUCUUGGGCGACCCUAAAGCUCCAACUCAGUCGCCAGAGGCCAGCACCCCUGUCGCUGCCGAGUUAACCGCCAAGAAGGAUCCCUUCCCUAUUCCUGGAAAACCAGGAAAGUCGUCCCGUUUCGCGGGCCUGUUCAGCCCCAUGCCCGAGAGCCCUGCUAGAGAGCCUGAGUCAAUGCAUUUAUUCAAUGCCAUGGUUCAGCAACAGCAACAGCAACAACCCCCGGCACCUGAGGGUAUGCCUUUCCCCUCCCGUAACGCGGAUCAAGCUGGUUUUCAGCGCAUCAUGGAGAUGCUUGGCGGGCAGCGGUCGCAGAAUUCUACACCCCAAGAGGCAGGUUUGCCCCAGCAGCAGCGUAGUUCCUCCGUUUUGCAUGCUGAGCAGCAAAACGCCGCCCAAUCACUACCGUCUCCUUCCAGAGAACUUUCUGGCCGAGCUGACUACAUGGGCCCGGCGCCCGAGAGUCCUAUGUCCGCGUCGGCCCGCCCCCCAGGGGGCAAUCCAUCCCCGCACUCUUCGGGCAUUGCACCCCCUCCCGGUUUAAUGCCAGAGGGGAUGCCACGUCCUCCGCCAGGUCUUUCUGGCCAAAAGACACCGGCUUUCCUUGAUGACCCGGCAAUUGCCAACAUGCAGCGACCGGAUUCCGAGCAGCUCCGCCGCCGACCUGCAAAUGGCCCACCUAUGGGGUACUUUGACGACAUGCCAUUCCCUCAGGGGAAUCAAGGCCCUAUGACCCCAGGCGGUCCUAUUACCCCGGGUGGCUCCCGGGCUCAGGGACCGAAUCAGCCCCCUAUGCCUCUUCAUCGACCCCCAGGCUUGGAACAUCUGCCUCCCCCGGGAUGGACUGGCCAGCCUGUUCCGCAGCAAGGCAAUGUACCCAGCCCUAUGGGUCCUCCCCCUGGAAUUCCCGCCCCGGGUCGCGGCAUGAACCCCAACUUCCCCCCCCGGCAUGCUUCCUAUGCCCGGGACUGCGCCUCCAAUGAACGAGCGCCAGGCCUUCCCUCGGGGUCCGCCUCCGGGCAUGAUGCCACCUCCUGGAUAUAUGACUGGCCCUCCUCCCGGAUUCCCUCCUAUGCAGCCGAAUCCCGAAGCGAUGCUACGACUUGGCCCCGGUGCCCAGGGACCUUUCGGACCCGGCAACCCUGGCCCACAGGGCCCUCCCUCUUCGUCUCACCACCUUCUGGAGAUGUUCGGUCAGCCCGGCGGCGUUGA